AUGUCUGUGUCUUGCACCUGUGGGGUUCUGACCAUACCUCCUGAAUUUUCAAAUGAAGCCGUCUAUCUUCAAUAUCUCACGCCUGACGAGGCAAGGCAAAUCCACAAACAGUUCUACGUUCCCAGUCUCCGCCCUGUCCUAUGGACCGGCAUGCACAAAGGCGUGGCGCAACAGUGGGCCGACAAGCGCGGAAUGCAGACAUUAACCACGGCCAUGGGCCCACUAAUGCAGACUGACAACCCCUCCUGUUUGAGAUUGAAGAAGUCAGAGAAGGCCUGGAGCAAAUACAUGAAAGGAGCUUCGGCAAUUUUUGCGCAGUAUGCCAUCCAGGGCGAGGUGGCUACGGUGCUCUCGCCGCCUCCUCCAGAGCGGUUCAAUCCGUCUGGUUUGACCAAUUUUCAAUCAAUCGAAGAGCCCAUCUUGAAAGGGCAGUUCGGGGGCCCUGCUGUGGCGCGAAUCGAAUUGAUCCACCCGGGAGUUCCAGGGGCGGAAGACUUUCGAUACGAAUUCUGGCCUGUCGAUGAAGCAUCCUUGUGGAUCAAACAGUUCGGUACGAUUGCUGUGGAGAAACCACUUUGGAGAAAGGUCAAAUCGCGACCUACUCAAUCGUCAUUACAGGUCACUAUCCGAGAAGCUGUGAGUGAUCGCAACGCAGAAUUGAGAUCGUUCCUGGUGCCGUGCAGAAUACAUGGAGAGAGGUCGCGCGGCUCUCAAUCGACCAUGACGGCUGUGAAGGAAAACUUAAUACCCGCCAAGUUAGCAGGGAAGAAGGUAGCUUUAAUUGCCGUGACAACGGCAGCGAAGCCGAAGAAGGUAAAGAAGGCGAAGCCAGUACCUAUGGAACCGGUAGGGAAAGCGGGGAAAGAGACCGCUUCAGAGAUGAUAAAGACGAAGAAGGCCAAGAAGUCAAACAAGGCAGAUCCGACACCUGUAAAGACAACAGCAAAAGGGAUGAGAGCCACAGGUACACAGGAGAAGAAGGGGAAGCAGGAGAAGAAGGGGAAGGGGAAGGGUAAAAUGCAACCAGUGCCCGUACAAGUACCUGGAAAGAUGACCAAUAUCAGAAAUCCACCCAAAACAGAGAAGGCCGUCAAGUUGUCGCAAACGGCAACAGCAGCGCACAAAGGCCAAAAGAAAGGCCAAAAGAAAGGCGAAAAGAAAAGCAGUGUAAAGCAGCCAAAGUCAGGAAAAAUCUGA
Molecule: messenger RNA, 1197 nt
Organism: Cladophialophora psammophila CBS 110553
Lineage: Eukaryota; Fungi; Ascomycota; Eurotiomycetes; Chaetothyriales; Herpotrichiellaceae
Exons: 1
Coding region: 1-1197 (398 amino acids)
Source: RefSeq, a predicted model, not a curated record